Myodes glareolus (Bank vole) is the source of this 3558-nucleotide messenger RNA. RefSeq names its product 1-acylglycerol-3-phosphate O-acyltransferase 3 (gene Agpat3). The record is from RefSeq and is a predicted model, not a curated record. Gene Ontology annotation, cellular component: endomembrane system; endoplasmic reticulum. NCBI's taxonomy places the organism in Eukaryota, Metazoa, Chordata, Mammalia, Rodentia, Cricetidae. Gene Ontology annotation, molecular function: 1-acylglycerol-3-phosphate O-acyltransferase activity.
CAUCUCUGCUGCUGUGGCCUUGCUUUCCUGCACGCUUCUCUCCUACCCCACUCCACAAGCCCUGCCUCUCUCAUGUGCCAAGUGUGAACAUGAGCUGGCCACACAGCCGGCCCUGACGUUUCACCCACUUGGCAGGAUGGCUAUUUUUGUGCUCUGGGACAUAGCUGAGUGGUCACUGUGCUAUCCCAAACUCGUGCCAGCUGAGUCCUGUUGCCCUGCUGUGGGAAGAGGCUGCAGACUCCCCCAGCCAUCCGAAAUCCAGAGCCCAGGGAGAGAAGGAAAGGGGAAGUGCCGGACAGCUGUUCUCAGUGAAGGACCGUGCGGCCGCCCCUGAGCAGCGACCAUGGGCCUGCUUGCCUAUCUGAAGACCCAGUUCGUGGUGCACCUGCUCAUUGGCUUCGUCUUUGUGGUGAGUGGGUUGGUUAUCAACUUCACCCAGCUGUGCACACUGGCCCUCUGGCCCAUCAGCAAGCAGCUAUACCGCCGCAUCAACUGCCGCCUGGCCUACUCGCUCUGGAGCCAGCUGGUCAUGCUCCUGGAGUGGUGGUCCUGCACGGAGUGCACUCUCUUCACCGACCAGGCCACCGUGGACCGCUUUGGGAAGGAGCACGCAGUUGUCAUCCUUAACCACAACUUCGAGAUCGACUUCCUCUGUGGGUGGACCAUGUGCGAGCGGUUUGGCGUGCUGGGGAGCUCCAAGGUGCUGGCUAAGAGGGAGCUGCUUUGCGUGCCUCUCAUCGGCUGGACGUGGUACUUUCUGGAGAUCGUAUUCUGCAAAAGGAAGUGGGAGGAAGACCGGGACAUUGUCAAAGAGGGGCUGAAGCGUUUGGCAGACUACCCAGAAUGCAUGUGGUUUCUCCUCUACUGCGAAGGAACACGCUUCACAGAGACCAAGCACCGCAUCAGCAUGGAGGUGGCUGCCUCCAAGGGGCUGCCCCCACUCAAGUACCAUCUGUUGCCCCGGACCAAGGGUUUUACCACUGCAGUCCAGUGCCUCCGGGGGACAGCUGGAGCCAUCUACGAUGUGACCCUGAACUUCAGGAAUAGUAAGAACCCGUCCCUGCUGGGAAUCCUCUAUGGGAAGAAAUAUGAGGCGGACAUGUGUGUGAGGAGGUUCCCCCUGGAAGACAUCCCCACAGAUGAGAACGACGCAGCCCAGUGGCUUCACAAGCUGUACCAGGAGAAGGACGCCCUGCAAGAGAUGUACAAGCAGAAGGGCACAUUCCCAGGAGAGCCAAUCAAGCCUGCCCGAAGGCCGUGGACCCUCCUGAACUUCCUGUGCUGGGCCACCAUCCUACUGUCCCCCCUCUUCAGCUUCGUCCUGGGUGUCUUUGCCAGUGGAUCCCCACUCCUCAUCCUGACGUUCUUGGGGUUUGUAGGAGCAGCUUCCUUCGGAGUCCGAAGACUGAUAGGAGUGACCGAGAUAGAAAAAGGCUCCAGCUAUGGCAACCAAGAGCUUAAGAAAAAGGAAUAAUUAAUGCUGUGAUUGAACACCCAUAACCUGACGCGGUAUCCAAUUAACUCAAUUAAAAACAGAACACACGAGAACGAGGGAAAGAGACACUUAGAGACUAUUUUUCUUAUUAACUGGUGACUAAUAUUAACAAAACUUGAGCCAAGAGCAAAGAACUCAGCUGCCAGGUGAAGAUGGUCAGCCAGCACCCAGGGUCCCAUCGGCCCUCUGCGGGGACAGAGGCGGGCUUGGGGAAGGUGGUGGGGCCGUGGGGCUCCCCCAAAACUUUGCCUCCAAGAGGCGGCCUUGGCUGCUCUCCCUUCUUAAACUUAGAACGAGGCUUUUGUUUCUUAUUUCUUAUUUUGGGAACUUAACCUGGCCCCCACCUUGUGCCCUGCACCCCAGAACACUGGCUCUUCAUGGGUGCCGCUGUCCUCAGGGGGGCAGGUCAGCUGGAUCCUUGUCCUACAGAGCUCAUUUGUCCUGCCCUGCUUAGCACCUCUGCUUCUAGCCAGGGGGAGGAAGUCUUAGAGAUAAGCACACACUGAAUGUAGAUCUGGCCCCUUUGUCCCUGCUCUGCCCAGGGGCUGAAGACCACCCCUCCGUCCUCUGCAACACCAUUGGCACUGCCUCUUUGGAGGCUGUGUUUAAGCACCUUAUGUCUCUUUUUAAAGUGAACGCCCAAGAACUCUGCAGAAUGUGGAAUCCCUGAGUUCAUACAGCACCUCGUACAGGUCCGUGGCCCCCUCGUCCUCUGUCGCCAGCAGGCUGCAGUCCUGCACAGGGCCGGAUGGGAAAGUCACCUGGGCCCCACACCUCUGAGCUGCAGUGUCUGGGGUCUCCAGCCUGUGGGACUCCCCUGGGACACUCUUCAGGAGGUGGUGUCACCAUCAGGCCUCCUUGUUCUCAGACACCUUUAGUGCUUGUUAGCAUUAGAAUUUAUUUUUACAAAUUGGUCUGUGGCUGGCUCGCAGCUUCUCCCUGCCCUCAUCCUCUCCUGCCUCUGCCCAGGCAAGUGUCAUGGCUGCCGUCCACACCCACCGUUGCCCAACACCACUUCAGUGACAGAAGCUGUCCUGGCAGACAACAGGGGUCCUCCGUCUGCACUUGGUGCCUUGCCAGGGUCCCUUUGGGCUGGCCCUGGAGGCACAUUGUCCUUUUUACUCAGCGCAGGAAGGCCUGCCUGGUUUCUGGGAGACCUAGGUCCUCGGGAAACACCAUCAUAUACUUUUACCUUCUGUCUGGAACCUUCCACAGUCCCUUUUAAAGUCAUUUCAUGUUUUCUAACAAGGAAAAACCGGGUAUUCUUUCUGGCAUACUGCAGCCAGAGUUCAGAGUAAAGGCAGAGAAGAUUUAUAGGGCACGCCGGAAGAAGGAGACCUGGAGAAGCCUGAGAGUAGCCCGGGCCUGACUCCUCAUGGCAGCUUGCCCACUUUACAGAAGAUGCUCCUGGCCUCUGCAGUCCGUGCACAACAGAGUGGCUGUGGACUGCUCCUCUCGUUCUUGGGCGGUGGCAACAAACGACUGCUUAUAAGGAUGAAGGAUUAAGUCAAGCAAACUGAGACACUGAUUCUCUCCCUCCAGGGGAAGGCUUGCCCGCCCUGGCCUCUGCCAGUUCUUGAGCCAUCUUGGGCACUCCCGAGGGCCAGCUUCCUUCCUGAUGGGGUUUUUCUUCUGCCUUUCUGCCUGCUUGAGGUCUCUGUCCUUCCCCCACCCACCGUCACUCACAAAUGCGAAGGAAACAGGCCAGUGGGCCCUGCCAUGCAUGCACCUGGCCCCGGAUAAAGAGAGCUCAGAGCCUUCACCAUUUCGCUAAUGCCUCUGACUUCCUCAGAAGCCCUGAGCCUUGAGAUCAGUCUGUGAAUGACCCAAGGAGUCCAGGCUGCAGGCUUUGCCCUCCUAGGCCUCCCCCUGCUUGUUUCCAAUACAGUGCUUCUGAGAGCAAUACAAACUACACUAGGAAUGUGGGUGUGGGAAUUUUUGUUUUUGUUUUUUGUUUUUUUGGUUUUGGUGGGGUUGGAUUUUGCUUUUCAUCUGCUUCAGAAGGAUAUGGGGAGGAGAGCCUCUUUGAUUUUUCUAUUAAAUUAAUAAAUCCCAGAAUAAUG